Molecule: messenger RNA, 1482 nt
Organism: Ooceraea biroi (clonal raider ant)
Lineage: Eukaryota; Metazoa; Arthropoda; Insecta; Hymenoptera; Formicidae
Product: odorant receptor 2a
Biological process (GO): sensory perception of smell; detection of chemical stimulus involved in sensory perception of smell
Cellular component (GO): plasma membrane
Molecular function (GO): odorant binding; olfactory receptor activity
Source: RefSeq, a predicted model, not a curated record
AGUCUGCUGUACGCUCCCGACUGGUGUUGAAAUCGAGUGAGCUAUGCAGGCGAAAUUUAAUCGUGCGUCAAACAUAAUAACUUGGAACAGCUGGCCUUUGAAAUUUUUGGGCUUGUGGCCGUCCAAAGUGAAUGACUUUUUAUAUAUAUUCUUCACUGUCUAUAUGUUAAUUUAUUAUACUAUGGCAGUGCGUCACUUAAUCAAACAGUUUGGACACCUGGGAAACAUUGUUGACAAUUUAACAGAUAACAUCUUGUUAUCAAUGAUACUGGGAAAAAUGAUUAUAUUGAGACGGAGCUGCGGAAUAAUGGCCAAAUUUGUGAAAGCUAUUAAAGAUGAUUUUUCGAUAAAUACUUAUAGCAGUGUACAAGAAACAAUGGCAUAUUUGCGUUAUAACGAAAUCGCGUUAGUAUUUACAAAGGUUUCGAUGGGGACGACAAUAAUUACAGCUAUAUCCUAUUAUCUAAGAAUGUUUAUUGCAAAUUGGAGGCAAUUUAUGUCCGGUAAUUACUCGUAUGAAUUACCAUAUCCGGCUUACUUCUUCGAGAUCAAGGAUACAACCAGCUAUACUUGCGUUUGUAUUUACCUGACGCUUAUGGUGCCCAUUAUUAUAUGCGGUUACGCUGGUGCGGACGCCUAUCUACUUAGCAUGAUUCUUCACGUUUGCGGCCAAUUUGCCGCUUUAACGUGCAAAGUCAACAAUUUGUUGAAAAAUCACAAGAAUUAUCGUCGCAAUUUCACCAACAUCGUAUUAAGGCAUCAACAUUUAAUAACAUUAGCAGAAAUUUUGGAGAAUAAUUUCAACUACAUAUUCCUUCAACAAAUUGUGGGCACAGUAUUUAUACUUUGUUUGACUUCGUUAAACAUGCUGGCGAACUCGGAAUUCGGCGAUAACACUAACUUUAUAGUUUUUCUGUUGUAUACAAGCUGCGUGUUUAUGACAAUUUUUGGAUAUUGUUAUAUAGGAGAUUGUCUAAUCACUGAGAGUUCCGGACUACAGGAUGCAUUUUAUAAUAUUAAAUGGUAUAAAAAUCCACCACAACAUACAAGAUUAAUCAGUAUUUGUAUGACUCGAGCUGAGAAACCGUUGACGUUGACUGCUGGGAAAUUCUGCAUAUUAUCAUUAAGUACAUUUACAAACGUAAGUUUCAUUAGUGGAUUUUACUUCUUGUGCAUGUUUCUUUUUAUUAUCCUGUUAUUAUUCUAGAUAUUUUCUUGCAGAUAGUAAAAACGUCAAUGGCAUAUAUGUCCCUACUACGGAAAAUAUUGUAACAUUUUGUACCAUUUCCAUAUAAAAUAUUCUACCGAUAUCUAUUUAUAAAAAGUAAAAAUUAAAUAAACAAAAAAAUAUUUAACUAUUAUUUAGUAUAUAAAUCACACCUUUUAUAGAGAUAUGGUAACUAAAAACCUCAAAUUAUAAAAGGUUUUAAUAUUAUAACUACAUAUAAUGAUUAAACAUAUAGAAAAGUAUAAAGCAAAAAA